Monascus purpureus is the source of this 882-nucleotide messenger RNA. The record is from the annotation of a GenBank genome assembly. Lineage: Eukaryota; Fungi; Ascomycota; Eurotiomycetes; Eurotiales; Aspergillaceae.
AUGGCGACGCAACUUGUCCCACUUCCAGAAGUGGAGCGGCUCAGUGCCUCUGUCGUGAGGAUAUUGGGCGGGAAUCCUGGGAAGUUUACAUUACAAGGAACAAACACAUAUCUCGUUGGACGAGGACAGAGGCGAAUUCUGAUCGACACAGGGGAGGGUAAGCCUGUCUGGACAUCUUUGCUUCGAACAGUGCUGCAGGAGGAGAACGCGACAGUGCACCAGGCUCUUAUCACACACUGGCACAAAGACCAUGUGAAUGGGAUUUCUGACCUGCUCAAGAUCUGUCCACAGGCGACUGUGUACAAGAACCAGCCCGAUGAGGAGGGACAUUCGGACAUUGAGGAUGGGCAGGUAUUCAGGGUCGAAGGAGCAACGUUGAGAGCGCAUUACACACCGGGUCAUGCCUAUGACCAUAUGGUGUUUGUGCUUGAAGAGGAGGAUGCUAUUUUCACGGCUGACAAUGUAUUGGGCCAUGGGACCUCUAGUUUUGAAAACCUAAGUGACUAUGUCACGAGUCUGCGGAAGAUGCUUGAUCUCGUUUCGGGCCGGGCGUAUCCCGGCCAUGGAGCUGUUAUUCCGAAUGCAAGGGCUAGGAUAUCGGACUACAUCAAGCAUCGACAGCAGCGGGAAGAUGAGAUCGUUCAAUUGCUGCGGUAUGGGAAGCUUGAUGUCUCUGAUCAGGAGCAGUCGCCGGAGAGGAAGACAUCCUGGGAGCUUCCUGAGUUGGUGAGAAUUAUCUAUCAGGAUAUCCCCGAGAGUCUACAUGUUGCUGCCUCGCAUGGAGUGCUGCAGGUGUUGAUGAAACUGGAAGAUGAGGGCCGUACGGUGCAUGAUUCUGUGUCGGGGAAAUGGACUUUUAGUAGCGGGAGACCUGCACUGUGA